CCGUUGUGCUCAUUUAUAGUUUGACAGCCACGUCAGUUUAUCAGUAGAAAAAACAUCGUCAUUGUGCUUGUUUUUAGUAGAAACAAAAACAUCUGCGAAAAGCAUUAAAAUUUACCCAGAUAUUUUUGUCACCAUCCCAAAAUGGUGUACAUAGAUCGCAAUGGUCGGGUUUUGGAAAAACGACCUUGGGACAUGGCUCGUGUAAUGGAGAUCUUCACGGGUCUAUGGCUCAUAGUCAUUCAAUUUUUCCGAACUCUGAUAGCACCAUUCAACGUUGAGAACCGCGGAAGUAACGGAAAUCGACGUGGUGGUGGUAGCAGUUGGGGUUCUGGUAGUGGAUAUGGCGGAGGUGGAGGAGGCGGCGGCAGUGGUGGUGGCUCCGGUGGUAACGGGGGUCUACGUCCCAAUCGUCGCAUAGGUCGGAUAACUAAUUCAAUGGAUUGUAAUAUACCUGGUGGCGGAUGAGCACGGUAAAGUGUCCAAGCAUUGUAGAUGGGUAGUGUUGUAACCACUUUGUAACAUCCAAAAGUGAGAUGCAAAAUCUAGCUUGAAGAGCUUCGAAUUAAGCUACACAACACUACUCGCUUGGACACAGCUGAACCCAUUGUCUAGUUAAUCCCCACCAAUAGACCAUCUGUUUGGACAAAGUUGUGAUUGUAGAUAAAAUUCUUCACUUGGUGGCACAUUCGUUGCCUUUAUGACGAUGCACUUGUAAACUCAACUCUGAGGGAAGUGUAUCUGACUUUUUCAAGGGGAGAUUUUAUCACUCGAACUUUUGCGGAUUGACAUUUAGUUGAAAUUAUAAAAUAACUUCUUUGUAUACCUGAUAAUGAAUCAAACUAAACAUAAUUUUUUUUAUUGAAAAAGAGGAUAUUAUUGGUUUAUUGGCAUUUUUAUAACAUGACUAAAUUGGAAUAGGAACUAACCCUUAUUUUCUGUAAACAUAACGUCUUGAGAUUCUACAUAUUUUUAAAAUUUCAUAUAAAUAAAACGAUUUUUUU
Molecule: messenger RNA, 1001 nt
Organism: Musca domestica (house fly)
Lineage: Eukaryota; Metazoa; Arthropoda; Insecta; Diptera; Muscidae
Product: glycine-rich selenoprotein
Exons: 3
Coding region: 142-465 (107 amino acids)
Biological process (GO): endoplasmic reticulum calcium ion homeostasis; calcium ion transport
Cellular component (GO): Golgi apparatus; endoplasmic reticulum membrane
Source: RefSeq, a predicted model, not a curated record